CAAAGACUGGAACGAGAUGAUCCAAGACGCCCAACGGAGGGGGAACAUCAUCAAGACCUCCAAAAACACGUACAAAGACAGCGCCAUGAAAAUCCUCAAAUCCCGGUCGUUUUCCCACUCCGCCACGGCGACUCUAGAAAGAGGCGGCCAAGGAGCCCCGGCGGUCCUCAGUGGAGCCAAACCACAGGCUCUCCCCAGCCCAGACACCCAGCGCCCUCCGGUCUCCCUUCCCACUCCGGCCGUCAAAAGGACCCCUCAAGGGACGCUCAACCACCGGCCGCCCCCUGUGGCCCAGGUGAAACCAAUCCAGGACAGACCGCAGGACCCCCGUCUCUUCCGACGAGCGGAGUCGGCGUUAAAGGCCACCGGCUGCAAGGAGGGCCAGGCUCCGGCCUCGGGACCCUCGUCGGUGCAAAAACCCUCGGGGCCUUGGACAGUUCAGAGCCAUAGAAAUUCCACCGGCGCCCUGGGGGAAACGUCAAACCGCGUCGGGCCCGUGCCUAGCGCCCCUCUGCCGAGCAGAGGCCCCUCCGCCGAGACCUCCCUCCCGACCCGGAACGUCCACCCCAGUUAUCCCCGGAGGAUAUUGGAGGUGCCCCAGGAGAAGGACAAUUCUACCGAGCCCAAGAAGAGACGCACCACUUUCUGACCUCCCAAGACCCCUCUAUUCCUUGCCAGGUGUCUUGUAUUCAAGUCUUCCCAUCACCUCUUGCCUGCAAGUCUUGAGAGAGAGAGAGAGAGUCUCUGCACACCUGGAUCUCUAUGCAUAAAUAUCCUGACACGAGGCAGAUGCGCCUUGAGAUAGCCAUAUAUUAAAAGAACUCCAAACUCUGUAAGCCUUAGGAGGCCAUGUACAUUUGUAUAGCAAAGAAAUCUUUAUUUUUUAGAGGCCGGGAAACUUCAGAGUGCCC
Messenger RNA from Thamnophis sirtalis, 911 nucleotides. The record is from RefSeq and is a predicted model, not a curated record. NCBI's taxonomy places the organism in Eukaryota, Metazoa, Chordata, Lepidosauria, Squamata, Natricidae.